Molecule: messenger RNA, 3040 nt
Organism: Babjeviella inositovora NRRL Y-12698
Lineage: Eukaryota; Fungi; Ascomycota; Pichiomycetes; Serinales
Gene: MSH2
Product: mismatch repair ATPase
Exons: 1
Coding region: 51-2996 (981 amino acids)
Biological process (GO): mismatch repair; mitotic recombination
Cellular component (GO): nucleus; MutSalpha complex
Molecular function (GO): mismatched DNA binding; ATP binding; ATP-dependent DNA damage sensor activity
Source: RefSeq, a predicted model, not a curated record
UAACGGGACCUUCUUCCUUCCACCCUCUUAACCAGCAUCUGUCCCACGAAAUGUCGAGCGCCAGACCAGAUUUGAAGUUCUCAGAUUCCUCUGAUGAGAGAAACUUCUACAAGAAGUUCACUCAGUUACCGCCAAAGCCAAACCCCGAUGCCACCUUACGAAUCAUCGACAACAGAGACUAUUACAUUCUCAUUGAAGAAGACGCGAUUGCUGUGGCGGAAACGAUCUACAAAACCUUAGCCGUUAUCAAAACAUCCACGAGCUUCGGCAAGACAUACAAGUACCUUACCUUGUCGCCGGCGGUUUUGGCCAACGUGUUAAAGAUCUUUGUGGUGGCGAUGAACUUCAAGGUUGAAAUCUACGACAAAAACAACCAGUUUUCUAUGAUUCAUCUCAUCACCCCAGGGAAUUACUUGGAAAGCAUUGAAGAUUUGAACAUUGCGGGCGCCGCCGUGACGGCUGAUGACGUCUCUGUCUCCGCUGCUGCGCCUAUCACCGCUGCCUUGAAGUACAGGACCAACGCUAAGGAUGGCUCGCUCAACUUUGGGGUGUGCUUCAUCGACUUGUUUAACAAAGAGAUCGGGCUCUGCGAGUUCAUCGACAACGAACACUUCGGGAACUUGGAGUCAUGCUUGUUGCAGCUAGGUGUGAAGGAGUGCAUCGUGCAGGCUGCCAAGGACGAUCUCUCUGCGAAGUUGAGGCAGGUGAUUGACAGAAUUGGGAUUGUCAUCUCUGAAAGCAGCGCUAGAACGUCUACAGACGAUGGCUCGAUCGAAUCGGACUUGCUCAAGUUGGUGGACGAAGAGUACCACGGUGUGGUAGUUACUGCGAACGGGAAGAACCAGCAGGACACACUGAGACUCGCCUUCCACGCGUCGCACCUCCUCAUGAGUUACUUGAACUUGUUAAACAGCGAUGCCAACCAGGGGAUCUACAAACUCUUUCAGCACAACUUGUCGAGCUUUGUGAAGUUGGAUUCGUCAACGGUCAAAGCGUUAAACAUUUUUCCUAAUCCCUCCACCGCGUCGUCCAGCCCCGCCACUUCUUCCUUGUUUGGACUCUUGAACAAGUGCAAGUCUAUGGCUGGCAGCCGGUUGUUGUCCACCUGGUUGAAGCAGCCGUUGACCAACGUCCGUGAGAUUAACGAAAGAUUGAACUUGGUGGAGACGUUGAUCAACGACCAGCAACUCCUUCUCAGCUUGGUGAAUGACAAUUUGAGCAUGGUUCCUGACUUGAAAAAGAUCAUCAAGAAGAUUCUCGCCGCCACCGAAAUGUAUGGCAACAACUCCCGCGCGCGAGCCACAUUGGAAGAUGUGGUCCGAAUCUACCAGUUGAUCAUCAAAUUGCCCGACUUCUUGGCCACGCUUGAGUACGGCGUGGGGGAUGUGGACGCCAAUAACGAGACCGAAACCGAGGCCAAGAAGGACUUGGUACAGCGUUUCUGGAUGGCCCCCUUGACAGAGUGCAACCUGCACUUGGUAAAAUUGCAGGAGUUGAUCGAAACAACGAUUGACUUGGAGGCGUUGGACAACCACGAAUUCAUCAUCAAGCCUGAGUUUGAUGACGAAUUGUUGACCAUCAGAGACCAGAUCCAGCAGGUGAACAACGAAAUCGCCCAAAUUCAUAGCCAGGCUGCAGAUGACUUGAAUAUCGACGGCGCCAAGUUGAAGUUGGACAGCCACCAGCAGCAUGGCUGGUGCUUGCGCUUAACGCGAAUCGACUCCGCCGUGUUGAGAAAGUCGUCUGCCAAAUUCAUCGAGCUCCAGACGAUCAAGGCCGGUGUUUUCUUCACCAACAAGGAGUUGAAGGCCAAGUCUGAGGAGUACAGGGUCUUGAAUGCGGACUAUGAAGCGAAGCAGUCGGUUUUGGUCAAGGAAAUCAUCGGCAUCACCGCUUCCUACACCCCCAUCUUGAACAAACUUUCGGAGGUUUUGGCUCAUUUGGAUGUCAUCUGCGCGUUUGCCAACGUCUCCACCACCGUCGCCCCGAUUCCGUACGUCAAGCCUACCAUCACUACGUUUGCCUCGGAUGCCGACGCCAAGGUGGUCUUGAAGGACUCCAGACACCCGUUGUUGGAGCUCCAGGAUGACGUCUCCUUUAUUGCCAACGACAUCGAGCUCGUUAGAGAUGAACAGGACUUUCUUAUCAUUACCGGGCCCAACAUGGGGGGCAAGUCGACUUACAUCCGCCAGUUGGGCUGCAUCUCGCUUUUAGCACAGUGUGGCUGCUUCGUGCCGUGUUCCAGCGCCGAAUUGAGCAUCUUCGACUGCAUCUUAUCGCGUGUGGGCGCCUCCGACUCGCAAUUGAAGGGAUUGUCCACCUUCAUGGCGGAAAUGCUCGAGACGUCUAACAUUUUGAGACAGGCUACGGCUAAUUCAUUGAUAAUUAUCGAUGAGUUGGGCAGAGGUACGUCGACCUACGAUGGGUUUGGUUUGGCGUACGCCAUUUCGGAGCAUAUCGCCACUACUUUACGAUGCUUCACGUUGUUUGCGACGCAUUUCCACGAGUUGACCGCGUUGUCUACGAAGAUCUCUUCGAUUAAGAACUACCAUGUGGUGGCUCACAUCAACGAGAAGGAGACCCCUAUGGAUGGGGUCAAGAACGAUGACAUCACGUUGUUGUACAAGGUGGAGCCGGGCAUCUCCGAUCAGUCGUUUGGUAUCCACGUCGCGGAGUUGGUCAAGUUCCCUACCAAAAUCGUGAACAUGGCCAAGCGGAAGGCCUCGGAGUUGGAAGACUACGUCAACGGAGACAUCAGCGACGCCCGGCAGCGCGAAGAGGACCCUUAUAUCAAGGACAAGAAGACCAAAUGCAGCCCUGCGGAAAUUUCCAAGGGCGAGGCCGCAUUGAAGGAGAUCUUGAUCGCUUGGAAGGCUCAGGUGGGAGAGUCCUACACCAGCGCCGAGGCCGUCCAGGUCUUGAAAGAGGUAUUCGAGGCUCGUAGGGAGGAAGCAGAAAACAAUAAGUUUCUUCAGGAGAUUGUCUCCAUGCUUUAGUAUAUGUGUGUUUAUUUUAUGAUAGUAACUGGUAUAUUCGUUCG